Messenger RNA from Racocetra persica, 898 nucleotides. The record is from the annotation of a GenBank genome assembly. NCBI's taxonomy places the organism in Eukaryota, Fungi, Glomeromycota, Glomeromycetes, Diversisporales, Gigasporaceae.
AUGAUCAAAAUUGUAGAAAGUAAAGAAAUUAUAAAAAAUUUGAUCAACCUAAUUUGGAAAGCAACUGAAGGAAAAGUUGUCACUAUUACUUUCAAUAGCCAGUUAUGCUUAGCAACCAUCUCCUUAGAUAAUAGAAUUAACACUACUCUAAAUUUGGAAGCACCAAGAGUGAUCCUUAUUAAAGAAGACAUUUCUAGCAGGAUAAUAAAUAAACAUGCUGGUUUUAUAAUUGAUGAUGGUAAUCAAGAUAAUGAAUCGUUCUCACAAGUUGAUGAAAAUGAUAAAUUAAAUUCGGAUUAUGAAGUUACUAAAGGAAUUGGAAAAAAUAUUAAAAAUAUUAGUGGUGAUGAUGGUAGUGAUGAUGAUUCACCGGAAUGGUUGGAAUGUGAAGAAUGCUAUGGACCUAAAAAAGAAUUUUGUGAUCUUUGUGGUUGUUCUGUAUGCAAAUGGAAAGGAGAUCGAGGUCAUAUUCUCCUGUGCGAUGGAUAUUGUGGUAAAGGCUUUCACACCAGGUGUUUAAAACUACUACUUGCAAGAAUACCAGCCAGAAACUGGUACUGCAUAAGAUGUUCAAGGAAAUCAAAACAUAAGACACAAUCAGAUGAUUCAAGUUCAAGUGACAAUAUGAGAAAAAUUAAAAAAUCAAAUGGUAAUAGAAAAUGUAAACUAUUACUAGAUCGUAAUGAAGAUACAGAAUCUACAAAAGAUGAAGUGGUGAAUGAUAGUCAACAAACAGACAAAAUUGAAGAUACUACAGCAAUUCAACCACAAUCAGAUACAAACGGGGAUAUUAAAGGGAAAGAACGAAUGCAACAUUCUUCGUCUAAAACUGAAUCUGAUGAGUUUGAAUCAACAUCAUUGUGCACAAAGGUUUUAAGCAAAAAGCCACAAAUAAGUG